Messenger RNA from Penicillium canescens, 987 nucleotides. RefSeq names its product alternative oxidase. Gene Ontology annotation, cellular component: mitochondrion. NCBI's taxonomy places the organism in Eukaryota, Fungi, Ascomycota, Eurotiomycetes, Eurotiales, Aspergillaceae. The record is from RefSeq and is a predicted model, not a curated record. Gene Ontology annotation, molecular function: alternative oxidase activity. The transcript is spliced from 3 exons. The coding region runs from base 1 to 987 and encodes 328 amino acids. Gene Ontology annotation, biological process: alternative respiration.
AUGACCAUGAGCCUCUCAACUGGCAUGGUGCGCCUUUCCUUUGCGCCCACUCGUUCUCAAUGCCUCUCAAUACAAAAUCCAAGUCUUGUCCGACCUGCUAGGCAAAGCCAAUACAGGGGCACGGGUAUAUCUGCUCUGACAUCUAUCAAGCGACAUCAUACAACAGACACACAAGUCAGUCAAAAGUCAUCAUGGACUCACCCCGUCUAUUCAAAAGAACAAAUCCUCGCCGUCCGUACCGCCCACCGCCAAGCCCACACCUGGCAAGAUAAAACAGCGCUCAUAAGCGUACGUUUCUUACGCUGGGGUAUGGACCUAGUUUCAGGCUACCGCUCCCAACCAGCAACAAGCAACACCCUCUCCAAAAGCAACGUGAUGACAGAAGAGAAGUGGAUCACAAGAUUCAUCUUCCUGGAAAGUGUCGCUGGUGUCCCGGGUAUGGUAGCAGGAAUGCUACGUCAUUUGAAAAGCAUUCGAAGAAUGAGAAGAGAUAAUGGAUGGAUCGAAACCCUCCUCGAAGAAGCCUACAACGAAAGAAUGCACCUCCUAACCUUCCUAAAACUAGCCUCCCCAGGCCCCCUAAUGCGCCUAAUGGUCCUAGGCGCGCAAUGCGUCUUCUUCAGCGGUUUCUCCCUAGCAUACCUAAUCUCCCCACAAAUCUGCCACCGAUUCGUGGGAUAUCUAGAAGAAGAAGCAGUGAUCACAUACACCAAGGCAAUCCAGGACUUUGAGAACGGCCAUCUACCCGCUUGGAAGGAAUUGCAGGCUCCAGCCAUGGCUGUGAAGUAUUGGUCGAUGCCUGAGGGGCAGCGGUGUAUGCAGUCGCUUUUGUUGUAUGUGCGUGCGGAUGAGGCGAAGCAUCGGGAUGUUAAUCAUACGCUGGGUAACUUGGAUCAGGAUUUUGAUCCGAAUCCUUUCUCGGCGAAGUUUAGGGUUCCGGUUUCUGUUAGGGGGGUUGAGAGGGGGUUGAAGGGUUCGGGGAGCUGA